Drosophila gunungcola (fruit fly) is the source of this 1053-nucleotide messenger RNA. RefSeq lists its product as uncharacterized. The record is from RefSeq and is a predicted model, not a curated record. The coding region runs from base 60 to 437 and encodes 125 amino acids. The transcript has 3 exons. NCBI's taxonomy places the organism in Eukaryota, Metazoa, Arthropoda, Insecta, Diptera, Drosophilidae.
AGUGAUCUUUCUGUCAGUGUCAGUAAGUGCGUGGCCUUUAGACAGUGCGAACGAUCACCAUGGCUUUUCGGCCCCUUUUGCUGCUGCUGGCCUGUGCCAGCGCCUUGGCCCAUCCGAUGCUCUACAAACUGAAUCCCGAAGAGAAAUAUGAGGCAGAUCUCGUGCCCGUCUCCUCCACCGUGAUUCCGCUGACUGUGCUGGAAGUAAGCUACGGAGCAGGUGGCAAGCCCAGCGAGGAGUACAAGGCGGCCUACCUCCGCAAGCUGCGCAAACAGGUUCUCCAGCGGGCGGACAAGGACAAGCAGAACGACGAGGACGACGAGGCGCCCACUGUGCUGGGCCUGUCCGACUCCCUGCUCUCCCCUGCUCCCAGCGAUGCGGACGCCCUGAUUACCGUGAAAUCGCAGCUGGAGAAGGCCAAAGUCAAGGCUGUCUGAGCCACGCUCUGUCUUCAGUCUUCAAGCUGAUGUCAUGGCGUGUGUGGAAUAUACGACAACUAACCCAAUCGCAGCAAAUCUUGUUUUGGCUUCGGCCUAAUUGGGCGUGUGUGGGUGUGGACGUGAAGGAUGACGUGGCGUCACAUACAAUGUAAGAGUGGAAGAGCAAGUCAGGAAGCUGCUGGGAACGGAAGGAUGUAUGUUGUCAACGAAAUCGAAUUAAACAUAAUGAGGCUCCUGCUAUUUGAUUGGGAAAACGACGAUGAUGGAAUAACCUCCGCAGCUGCUGGGGGACAUUAGCUUUGCCCGUGGUCAGGGGCUGAACAAACCAAAGAGCAGCAAAAAGAAGAAUGAGUUGGAAUGAUGCUUCAGUGGGGUUGCUUUUGAGGCCAGUAAGUCGAUGCCACCGCCCGCUGUGUGCCUUUGGCUUAUAGGAGUCAGGUGAGACUUUCCCGCUCGACUGUCUGUCCAAACGCAAGCAGACAGGACAUCGGACUGCUCUCUUUCUGGCUACUUUGCUGCUUUACUGCUAUCUUUGAGCCCCGUCCCGCUUUGUGCAGAGCCGGCAAUGUGGCUGUCAUGGACAAGUCACAAGUUGCACAAGUUGCCACUACCG